AUGAAAGUGAGCAUAUGCAUUUUGUUAGCGCACUUAUAUUUGGUUCUCUCCAGCGCUGAUUCAGCUGAGCUUGAAAAAUCCGCAAACGUUGGCGAGAACACUGCUUUCAUCGAUGAGUUUUCUAGCAUACUUAGAGUGAAGCUCUACAAAACGUUUCUUCCUCAUGCUUCCUAUGUACACCGCUCAGCUUCUCCUUCUUUAUUCAAUGGAGAGGCCUCCACCUCCGUGAUAUCAACGAGCUCUGCAAAACGUAAAAGUAGCAAAGCAGGUGUGCUUCAAGGAACCUCCACACCCUUAGUGGAUAAUGACGGAAUAAAUGAAAACUCAAAGAAAUCAAACAGUACAUUUGUGCCAUUUGACGAAUGGAAAAUGAAUAAUUUGGAUGAUAAACCUUUGAAGAAACAGACACGGGUACGAUCAUCGAGUCGUAUGGACCAAACGGAAGGUGAUACUAUUGGCGAUGAUUUGGAGAUAGACAUUGGUUUCCUCUCCAGUAGUGAUGUUGAGAAAGUCCACGAGGACCAAAAUGAAGAGCCCGAAGGAAAAGUUUACAAACACAAGUUUAACUUUGCGUCACUUGAUUGCGCAGCCACUAUAGUGAAGACAAAUUCGGAAGCUUCUGGGGCUUCUUCCAUAUUAAUUGAGAAUAAAGACAAGUAUCUUUUAAAUCCUUGCUCCGCAGCCAGCCAAUUCAUCACUGUUGAGCUCUGCCAAGAUAUUUUAGUGGAAGAAAUCGUGCUCGCUAAUUUUGAGUAUUUUUCUUCAACCUUUAAGAAGCUUAGAUUCUCUGUCUCUGACCAGUAUCCAGUUGGAAAGAAUGGCUGGCGCAUGAUAGGUGAGUUUGAAGCUGAAGACUCCAGGAAUCUGCAAAUUUUCUACAUUGAUAAUCCUCAGAUAUGGGCAAGAUAUUUGCAAGUCGAAGUUUUAUCUCACCAUGAUGAAGAAUACUACUGUCCUAUUUCAAUUCUGAGAGUGCAUGGGAAAACAAUGAUGGAUGACUUCAAAAUGGAAAACUCGAAAUCCAAUCCACCUGUAGUGGUGACAGUCGAAGAAGAACUAAAAAAGGAAAUUUUGGACGAAUGCAUGGAGACAGUUGUUGAGCAAUGUGAUUUAUGGCCUUCCAUCAAUCCUGCUAACAUAACUCUGGUACCACACUUUCCAGAUUAUUUCAAAACGUGUAGCUCAAAGUUGAAGACCCUAAAAUUUGAUGAGUUUCUUCGAGAACUCAAUGAAAGUUCCUGUCUUCCUAGCUAUUCUAAAGAUUCUGUUAAUAAUGAGGGCUCUUCUUCAUCUUCUGCGUCACAGACGAACUCAUUUUCUACCGAGGAAUCAAUUUUCAAAAAUAUCAUGAAGCGAUUAAGUUCAUUGGAAAGUAAUACAAGCUUAACCGUGCAAUACAUUGAGGAACAAGGAAGGUUACUUUCGAAUUCUUUUGAACAAUUAGAGAGAGCUCAAACCAUCAAGUUUGAAAAUAUGAUAGGGCUGUUCAAUCAAACUAUAAUGGACAAUCUGAAUGCGUUGAGAGUUUUCGCAAAGCAGCUGAAAGAUCAAUCGGUCCGCAUUUUAGAAGAACAAAAACUUAAUACGGAUCAAUUUACUACAAAGAAUAUGAACAGAUUGGAAAUUCUAGAAGAGCAGUUAAAAGUACAAAAGAUCUUUGCAUAUGCCCUUCUGAUUUCAGUUCUUCUCAUUUUUGCUUACUUGUUUGUAAAUAAAGAAGAUUCAUUUUCGAUGAAUCACUUAGAAAGAACAAUGCCCUCAGUGUAA
This is a messenger RNA of Zygotorulaspora mrakii, 1767 nucleotides long. It is a transcript of the gene SLP1, whose product is annotated as Slp1p. The transcript has a single exon. NCBI's taxonomy places the organism in Eukaryota, Fungi, Ascomycota, Saccharomycetes, Saccharomycetales, Saccharomycetaceae. The record is from RefSeq and is a predicted model, not a curated record. Gene Ontology annotation, biological process: protein folding in endoplasmic reticulum. Bases 1 to 1767 code for a protein of 588 amino acids. Gene Ontology annotation, cellular component: cytoplasm; membrane.